This is a messenger RNA of Sardina pilchardus (European sardine), 363 nucleotides long. RefSeq names its product 5-hydroxyisourate hydrolase-like. Gene Ontology annotation, molecular function: hydroxyisourate hydrolase activity. Bases 1 to 363 code for a protein of 120 amino acids. Lineage: Eukaryota; Metazoa; Chordata; Actinopteri; Clupeiformes; Clupeidae. The record is from RefSeq and is a predicted model, not a curated record. The transcript has 3 exons. Gene Ontology annotation, biological process: purine nucleobase metabolic process.
AUGGAUCCAUCCAAGGACAACAGCUCCAUCACCACACAUGUGCUGAACACGGCAGAUGGGGUCCCGGCCACACGCAUGCCACUCAGUCUACACAGGCUGGACACACAGAUGAUGCUCUGGAACCUUCUGGAAGUAGGAACAACGAAUGAAGAGGGCCGAUGUGCUUUGCUGAUCAGUGGCGAAAGCCUGUCCCUGGGCAUGUACAAACUACGUUUUGAGACUGGACAGUACUGGGAGAACUUGGGCCAGACCUGCUUCUAUCCCUAUGUUGAGUGUGUCUUCACCAUAACAAGCCUUGAACAGCAUGUGCACCUUCCUCUGCUUCUGAGUCGAGUCUCCUACAGCACCUACAAAGGCAGCUAG